Messenger RNA from Trichoderma aggressivum f. europaeum, 1227 nucleotides. RefSeq lists its product as uncharacterized. The record is from RefSeq and is a predicted model, not a curated record. NCBI's taxonomy places the organism in Eukaryota, Fungi, Ascomycota, Sordariomycetes, Hypocreales, Hypocreaceae. Bases 1 to 1227 code for a protein of 408 amino acids. The transcript is spliced from 3 exons.
AUGAAUCCAGAUCCUGAAUCUAGAGAUCACGACCAUGACCACGACCAUGACCACGACAAUGACCACGAUAAAAGCAGCAAAUUGACAACCAAAAGUGCAAAGUGUACCACAACAAGGCCGCCUAGAUGCACCAAGACUGUUUCGUUCAUAUCUACCAAGACGGGAUACACAAGCACAAUUCUCGGAACAUGCUCGCCUGUCAGUGGCUGCGUCUCGGGAGAACAAAGCACCACCACCACAACGAUAUCGACUUUUGUACCAACCAUUUGGAUCGAUGAGCCGUAUAAGUCCGAGGUUCCUACAGCCCCUGAGGAGGUGGAUGAUGAAACAAUUCAAUACUUCAAGGAUCUUUUCAAGAAAGAAGGUAUCUCACUUGAGGUUGACCGGCGACUUGUGGCUCAUUGUGGCGGCAACACGCCGGGUAUCCCUCUUUUCUGCUUGAACACCUUCAGCGCCGAUUUCUGUAAAGCCGUGCAGGCGGAUCCAAGCAAAAAAAUAUCCAAAACUUUUGCAGGCCUUGAUGCUACGCCAGGGCCAAUUGGACCGCCCAAUAUGAUAGGAGGUCACCAUAUCGGUAUGCAGAAGAGGACGCCAUUGGUUAGCAGAACUCUCUGCAGCGACUGGAGCUUUGAGUUCCAUUGGAGUGGUGCUCAUUCCAAGUGUCGAAAGUCUUGUCUCGACUAUCUAAGCAUCAUAACAACCCAGUGCCUUCGAUUCAAGACCAAUAACGAGGGUUCUCUUGAUGCUGGUUGUGGUACUUACAGCCUCGCGAUCAAAUCUGUUCCCACCAUUUCUACCACCACCACCACCACCACCACUACAGAGUCGCCUCCUGAGCCCACCGAGAUUCCAAAAACGCCCCUAGAGCUGAAGCCAGCCGUGUGUGCAGACGAGUCUAAUUUCCCAGGACAUUUGGCCGUCCAAAGAGGAGAUGUGGAGAAUCAAGCCAAAGGUUUCUGUGCGACCCUAUUUUUUGAUCUUUUGGUCAAUAUGAACUCUCAGAGUGAGACUCUUUGGGCCGCUAACAAGGGUUUGUACUAUUCUAUUUCCUGGAUCAAAGGUUGCGAGACAACGGCAGAUAGUCAGAAUGUUAUACUUCCCGUGGGCGAUGAUAACUUCAGCUGUUGGAAAAAUCUUUUCAAAACAUACACGGACUGCAACAACGGCGGCGUGGGUGGAUACAUCGAUGCUGGUUGCCUUCGAUACCAGUUCAACCCGGCAAAGUAA